Messenger RNA from Penicillium egyptiacum, 1572 nucleotides. Lineage: Eukaryota; Fungi; Ascomycota; Eurotiomycetes; Eurotiales; Aspergillaceae. The record is from the annotation of a GenBank genome assembly.
AUGUCUGACUUGCAUGUUUAUCUUAUCGCGCCAAACAGCUUGAAAUUCAAGCAACCUUUAGGCCUAUUCAUCGACAAUGAAUGGAGGCCAUCCUCAAAGGGGGCGGGAAUUUUGACUAUAAACCCCGCAAAUGAAGAAGAGAUCUGUACGGUGCAUGCAGCUGACACGAAGGAUGUCGACAUGGCCGUUGAGGCUGCCCGCCGGGCAUUCAACGGAAAGUGGCGAGCGCUAGACACAUCUGUGCGCGGUGAGCUGUUAUACAAGCUUGCUAGUUUGGUCGAGCAACAUGCAGAUGUACUGGCCACCAUCGAUGCCUGGGAUAAUGGUACGAGACUUUUCCAUUCUGCGCGAUUCCUCUCCCCAUCUAACCUGCAUUCUGAUUAUUCUUUUGUUACAGGGAAGACCUUUCAUGCCGCCCGUGACGAGGUUUUGGGGGCUAUCACGCUAUUGCGAUAUUAUGCUGGCUGGUCUGAUAAAAUCCAUGGAAAGGUUAUCGACCCAAAUCCGGAUAAAUUGGCAUAUGUGAUGCGUGAGCCGAUUGGAGUUUGUGGCGCAAUUAUCCCUUGGAACUUCCCUCUAGUCAACAUGGUGAUCAAGGUGGCUCCGGCCCUAGCGGCAGGCAACACACUGGUGGUCAAAGUGGCCGAACAAACCCCUCUUUCAGCUCUCUACUUUGCAAACCUUGUCAAGGAAGCCGGGAUUCCGGCCGGAGUGGUGAAUGUGCUCAAUGGUACCGGUAGGGAGGUUGGCUCUGCUAUAGCAGCUCAUGCCGACAUUGAUAUGAUUACAUUCACUGGGUCUACUCCCACUGGCAAACAAAUUAUGAAAAGCGCUGCCAGUACGCUCAAGAGAGUCACCUUAGAAACAGGUGGAAAGUCGCCAAUGAUGGUCUUCCCAGAUGCAGAUAUAGAACAAGCAGUGCGUUGGGGUCACCGAGGCAUUAUGUCCAACCAGGGGCAAGUUUGUUCAGCAACAAGUCGCAUCUUUGUACACGCUGAUAUCUACGAAACCUUUGUCAAUCAGUUCAAAACAGAAGUGGAGAAAAUCUCAAAGGUUGGCGACCCUUUCCAUUCCGACACCUUCCAAGGCCCACAGGUCACCAGAGAUCAGUUUGACCGAGUUCUCUCUUACAUGGAGACUGGAAAACGGGAAGGGGCCCGGUUAGUGUGUGGUGGAAAGGCAUACAAGAACGUUGGAGGCAAGGGAUUUUACGUCGCCCCAACUGUAUUCGCGGACGUAACAGACAGUAUGACCAUUGUUCAGGAUGAGGUUUUUGGUCCGUUCGUGGUUAUUGCACCGUUUCGUGAUGAGGCAGAGGCGAUCGAACGCGCGAACAGCACCGUCUUUGGGUUGGGUGCAUCCAUCUUCACAAAGGACAUCUCGCGUGCUUUGAAGGUAUCGAAGAGAAUCCAGUCCGGCACGAUCUGGAUCAACAGUAGCAAUGACGAUGAUGUGCGCGUGCCAUUUGGUGGAUACAAGCAAUCAGGGUUCGGGCGGGAGAUGGGCGAGGAAGGCAUCGAGGCGUUCACCAUUACAAAGUCUAUUCACGUCAAUCUGAACGCGAGGUUAUAA